Molecule: messenger RNA, 2711 nt
Organism: Glycine soja
Lineage: Eukaryota; Viridiplantae; Streptophyta; Magnoliopsida; Fabales; Fabaceae
Product: protein ETHYLENE INSENSITIVE 3-like
Exons: 2
Coding region: 455-2329 (624 amino acids)
Cellular component (GO): nucleus
Molecular function (GO): DNA-binding transcription factor activity; DNA binding
Source: RefSeq, a predicted model, not a curated record
AUAACUCACCACCUUCCUCACAUUCACCUAGGAUUGGAUUGUCCCCACUUUCUGAAAGUAAUAAAAUCAGGAUAAUCUUCAACUCUCUGUCCCUUUUCUCCUUCUCGCUUUCUUUCUUCCCACCUUUUCUCUGUUUCUUCUUCUUCUUCCAUUAGUUCCUGCUGAAAGUCCUAACACAACACCACCCUUCUUCAUCUUCUUAUGUUUUUGACUUGUGGCCACCACUGUGACCCAUUUCUGUAUCUUCUGGCAAGGUUCUAUCCGUUUCUUCUUUUGGAUCACCCUUUUCACUGUUCGACUCCUUCUUGCUAUCUGCUUCGUCAAUCUGAUUAUUCAUGGGUGAAAAGCUAAUUUGUUCACUUGAAUAGGUGUACAGUGCUAAAGGGUUAAGUUUGAAACCUAGCCUGCUAGUUGCAUCAUCAGGUCAAAUCCAUAACUUUCUGGGAAUCAAACGAUGAUGAUGUUUGAAGAUAUGGGUUUUUGUGGGGAUUUGGAUAUGUUUUCUGCUCCCCUUGGAGAAGGGGACAUUACCACCCGGCAAACUGAGCCAGAGGUGAUAGUUGAGGAUGAUUAUAGUGAUGAAGAAAUUGAUGUAGACGAGCUCGAGAGGAGGAUGUGGAGGGACAAAAUGCGUCUGAAGCGAUUGAAGGAGCAAAGUAAACCUAAGGAAGGAAUUGAUGCUGUGAAGCAGAGGCAGUCCCAAGAACAAGCAAGGAGGAAAAAGAUGUCAAGGGCUCAAGAUGGAAUCUUGAAGUACAUGCUGAAGAUGAUGGAGGUUUGUAAGGCCCAAGGUUUUGUCUAUGGCAUUAUUCCAGAGAAGGGAAAGCCAGUGACUGGAGCAUCUGAUAAUCUUCGUGAAUGGUGGAAGGACAAAGUCCGGUUUGAUCGAAAUGGUCCUGCUGCCAUAACCAAGUAUCAAGCUGAUAACGCUAUUCCGGGGAAGAAUGAUGGAUGCAAUCCGAUCGGUCCAACACCACACACCUUGCAAGAGCUGCAAGACACAACCUUGGGUUCUCUCUUGUCAGCACUCAUGCAGCACUGUGAUCCUCCUCAGAGGCGUUAUCCAUUGGAGAAGGGCGUUCCUCCACCAUGGUGGCCUAAUGGUAAUGAAGAGUGGUGGCCCCAAAUAGGUUUGCCUAAAGAUCAAGGUCCUCCACCUUACAAGAAACCUCAUGACCUGAAGAAGGCAUGGAAAGUUGGUGUUCUGACUGCAGUUAUCAAGCACAUGUCUCCUGAUAUCGCAAAAAUUCGCAAGCUCGUGAGGCAAUCCAAAUGCCUUCAAGAUAAGAUGACAGCCAAGGAAAGUGCAACCUGGCUUGCAAUAAUCAAUCAAGAGGAGGCCUUGGCGCGUGAGCUUUACCCGGAUUAUUGCCCUCCAUUAGCAGCCUCUUCUGGAGGUAGUGGAUCUAUGGUAAUCAAUGAUUGCAAUGAGUAUGAUGUUGAAGGGGGUGACGAUGAGCCAAACUUUGACGUCGAAGAUCGCAAACCUGAGAAUCUUCAUGCACCGAAUCUUGGGAUGGACAGAAUGAUGGGAAGACUGCCUUCUUUCCCAAUCAAGGGAGAGGCUGUUACAAAUUUGGAUUUCAUUCGGAAGAGGAAGAUCUCUGGUGACUUCAACAUGAUAAUGGAUCAGAAAAUUUACACAUGCGAACAACCUCAGUGCCCUUACAGUGAAAUUCACCAUGGUUUUGCUGACAGAAAUUCUAGGGACAACCAUCGAUUGAGUUGUCCUUAUAGAGGCAGUGCUUCAACAGAUUAUGGAGGUUCAAAUUUUCAUGUUAAUGAGGCAAAGCCGGUCAUAUUCCCCCAACAGUCCUUUGUUCAACCAAAACCUACUACUACUCCGUCUGUUGUUAACUUGGUUCCAUCUGUUAUUGAUCUAACCGGACUCGGAGUUCCAGAAGAUGGCAAGAAAAUGAUCACUGACCUUAUGUCAAUCUAUGAUACAAAUGUUCAAAGCAACAAAAAUCUAAGUUCCAGUAACCAUGUAUCUGCAGAAAAUCCAAACCUUCCUCAGCCAGGCAUUCAGCAGCAACAUGACAACUUCUUUCGCAGUCAAGGAAUCAGUAUGGAAGGAAACUUCUUUGAAGAAGCCAACAUGUCCAACAACAAUCAUCACAUGUUUGCAAGGGAGGAAGGUCAAUUUGACCGGUUCAAAGCUUUGAAUGCACCACCCUUUGAGACCAAUCACAACAACAACAACUUCCAUUUGAUGUUUGGUUCCCCUUGUGAUUUGGCAUCCUUUGAUUUCAAGGAGGAUAUGCAAGGAGGAGUAGUAGGGAUGGAUGCUCUUCAGAAACAGCCUGAUAUCUCUAUUUGGUACCAGUGAAAAUGACAGCUUAAAGCUUGAAACCUCCUCAUCAUCUUCAUCUAUCAUGGACUCUUUUAUUUUCCUUCUAAAAGGGUUGGCACCCCCCUAAUCAUGUGAAGUUCCUUUGGCCGAAAAAGGGUUUCACUGCAAUUUUCUUCACAUGUAAUCCUGUAGGCCCAGUAGAACUAAAUAAUAUUUUAAGCUUGGCAGGUCUAGUAUGUGUUAUAUACAUAAUAAUAAUAAUAUAUAAUAAAAACUUGCAUGUUACCCAUUAUAUGUAGCUUUGUGAAUUGUGAUUGUGUGUUUCUAUAUCAGUGUAGCCAUCUUGUUGUUACUUAAAUAUUAUUACUCUUAUGUAAGACUGUGACAUAAAUAAGAUUUGAUGAAGUUCUCUUCUAAA